AUGGCGCAAUCAAUUUACUCAAACUAUCCACCAGAGCUAUCUGCCGCUCAACAAAAGUUCCUUGUCACAGCCGUAAAAGACUGGGCUAUUCACAAUGGCCUGGCUGUUCGCCCUGGGCCAACGGUUGUUCCAGAGGGAGGGAAUCCGAAUGGAGUGUUGGCGACAAAUGCGCCAGUCACUCUGUUCCCUAGUCCAUUUCCCAGGACAUGCUUCACGGAAGCCACGGCUCUUCAAGAGGUUUACAACAAGCUCUAUGCCUCAAUUACAUGUAAUGAAGAAUGGCUCGGGGAAAUCGUCAAAGGACUCAUCGAGGUUGAUGACUUCGUCGCCAACCUGUGGAAGGUUCACUUAGCUGUGCAGAAAGAGGGAUAUGCCCAGAAUCUGGCACUGGGUCUUUACCGGUCCGAUUACAUGGCUCACGUCUCACCCGCGGGUGACACGGCUCUGAAGCAAGUUGAGUUCAACACCAUUUCGUCCUCAUUUGGAGGUCUCUCGGCUCUUGUCCGACAAAUGCACACUGAGCUCUUGACCUCACCUCCGGGCUCAUCGAUCAACUACCCAUUCCACCCUUUACUUCAGUCUGAGGUUCCUCCAGAGAACACCGCAGUCGAGACCCUCUCUUCCGGUUUAGCUGUGGCCCACAAGGCUUACGGAGCCUCCAAGUCCACCCCUGCCCUCCCUCUUUGUGUGGCAUUUGUGGUCCAAGACACGGAACGCAAUGUCUUUGACCAACACGCUCUCUCAGAAAAUCUGAAGAAGACCCACAACAUCCCGCGUGGAUAUCUUGGAUCAAACAUUCAUUCCCAACGACAACUCAUCCCGACCACUGCUCUACCGCCCCCUCACUCGCCUGACUCUAUCUUCGAAGUAACGACCGUCUACCUCCGAGCUUACUACUCCCCAGACGAAUACACGUCCAGUCGUGAUUGGGAGGCACGCACGCACCUCGAGCGCUCUGCGGCCAUCAAGUGCCCCACUGUGCUUAACCAGCUGUCCGGCUGCAAAAAGGUGCAGCAGGUUCUGGCCGAGCCGACUGGAUUGGAUCAUCUCACUGGAUUCUUGAAGGAUAUCGACGCAAGUCUCAUUGAAAGGGUCCGGGCCACAUUUGCGCCGCAAUACGAUCUCUCGCCGAACAGCAAGGGUCGCGAGCUCGCUCUCAACCCUGAGACGGCCCUGAACCAUGUUCUCAAGCCGCAGCGCGAGGGAGGUGGCAACAAUGUUUACAAGGCUGAUAUUCCAGGAUUCCUACAAUCGCUUCCAGAGUCGGACUGGAAGGGUUGGGUCUUGAUGGAGCUUAUCAACCCCGCUUCCAAUGCCCAGAACGUUGCCCUGCGUAACGACGGUGAAGUCCUUCGUGGGGAUGUCAUCUCUGAGCUCGGUGUCUAUGGUACCAUUCUGUGGGAAGACACUGGCAAGAUCCUGCAUAACAACCACGGCGGUUACCUCCUGAGAACCAAGGGCAAGGAGGUGAACGAGGGCGGCGUCGCCGCCGGAUUCUCUAGUCUGGACAGUGUUCUUUUGUUCUAA
Penicillium brevicompactum is the source of this 1527-nucleotide messenger RNA. Its product is annotated as glutathione synthase. The record is from RefSeq and is a predicted model, not a curated record. Gene Ontology annotation, molecular function: glutathione synthase activity; glutathione binding; ATP binding. Lineage: Eukaryota; Fungi; Ascomycota; Eurotiomycetes; Eurotiales; Aspergillaceae. The coding region runs from base 1 to 1527 and encodes 508 amino acids. Gene Ontology annotation, biological process: glutathione biosynthetic process. Gene Ontology annotation, cellular component: cytosol. The transcript is spliced from 3 exons.